AUGACAGGGAUCCCCCCUGGACCCAAUUGUACUUUCAUCGGUGAUGAAGAUGUGGAAUAUAUAAGCCUGGGCGGGUAUCACCUGGUACACUUGGGGGACACAUUUCCUACACAGGAGAAUCUAAGCCGUUGGGUGGCGCUGAAAAUAAUCAUUGCUGAUCUUACAGGGAACAACAGAGACACCACCGUCUUAAAGUGGCGGAACACUAGAUUUCACGAUCAUCCAGGACUCAGGAGCCAGACAACGUAUCUUCAGCAGGAAACAGUAGUGCCCGGCGGUAGGCGGACGGCAGUGGUGCCUCUAUACCCUCCACAAUUUUUGAUCGCACCGAUGAUCCAGAUUUGCACUUUGGGAACACCGGUUUCAAAAUACCUGGUAUCGACCAAUACACGGAGGGAUCAAAUGAUGGAACUCAUGGAGGAGCCAAGCAUACUUCCUGUGAUACCAUGA
Messenger RNA from Suillus paluster, 450 nucleotides. RefSeq lists its product as uncharacterized. The transcript has 3 exons. Lineage: Eukaryota; Fungi; Basidiomycota; Agaricomycetes; Boletales; Suillaceae. The record is from RefSeq and is a predicted model, not a curated record. Bases 1 to 450 code for a protein of 149 amino acids.